AUGGGCCUGUACCAAGUCCUCUUGUUAUUCGCCACGGUUUCGGUUUCCCACUUCGCACACUGCAAAGGCAUCUCUUCGGACUCAGAACCAAUCCAUAUGUCACCGCCCGACGCCCCAUUCUCGGCGUUUCGUCAGCAGAAUAGAGGCACCACCAGAUUCCUAAGGACGGGAGAAGAAGAGAGACAAAUCAGCGCAGGUAACGUUGUCGGUAUGGUUGCAAGCGCUAUCAAUAAUGAAGGACAACUGGGGCUGUAUCUAUCGCUGGGGUUGAAGCCCGAGACCGUCAAGAAACUUCUGAAGGUGAAAAAACCAGAAGGCAAAAGGUUCAGAAGCUACUCCAAGUAUUUCUACCGGUUCUACGUCAAGUAUCUCGGUGCUCCGCUGUCGCAUUUACCGGCUUCGACUGUGGACAACAUCAUGAACGCCCGACUGCACAGUUUCCUAGCCGGCCCGUUGACCCCACCGCAAGUUAAAAAUCUCAUCGGAGACGGCAAAUACCUCCAGCGGUACUACGAAAUGUACAGUGACGUGCAAGUUAGGAUGUCCAAGCGCAUCAAUGGGUUCUCAGCAGAGACCCUGAGGCUCAAUGGCAGGGAUCGAACAGUGCAUACUAGAAUUGAAGCUUGA
Messenger RNA from Phytophthora sojae, 627 nucleotides. RefSeq lists its product as hypothetical. The record is from RefSeq and is a predicted model, not a curated record. Lineage: Eukaryota; Oomycota; Peronosporomycetes; Peronosporales; Peronosporaceae. The transcript has a single exon. The coding region runs from base 1 to 627 and encodes 208 amino acids.